CGUUCCCUGAAAAUGGCACAAAUUUCCGUUUGUUGCCGUUUUUUGAUUUUUACAUCAAUGUGACAUCAGUCGCAUUUAUUUUUUUGUACUCAACUGCAUAUUAUGGAAAGAAUUUAUGUCAGCAGCAUUGGGGCAUUCAUUCUAUAUACACUCAGUACUGUAGCGCUUGCAAAACCCUUCGAGGACGAGAAAAGUUUCAGUGAUGACAACAAAUUACACUGUGUGGACUCAAACGACGUCGGCCUGAACAAUGAGCGGAGCAACCCCAACUCAUUUGCCGAGUUCUACAAACCUCGCUCAAGAUUCGAAGGGGUUGAGAAGUUCGCAAACCGGCCGUUUGACUUUGACACGAAACGAUCCGCAGAGGAAUCGCCCGUCAACUCGCUGGAGAAGCGGCAAGUUGGGGUGGUGUACAAAGAUGAGAUGCCAAUUGGUAUAUUACAACCUUAUCAACGCUCUUACCGCUUUAUACCAAUCAAGGAACAAAGUCCAGCUAAUCUCGAUGCUAGUCAGGCUCAGGAUGUUCCUUACAGUGUACCCAGUUUUGCAGAUAUUGACAAAAGGGAAGUCAAAGAGCUGGAUGAAACCUACCCUUCCAUCCUGACAAAUUUUAAAAUUGUGAACAAACUCGAGAAAAAACGAAAUUACGAUGACAAAAACGUUAGGGAUUUGAAAGCAACAAUUCGCCGCUUGCGUUCCGCAAACCCCCACAACAACGAGAAAAUUGAAGAAGAAUUGAAGAAUAUCCUGGACGAUAUGGGGCUCAUUGAAGAUGAAGAAAGCCACGGUGUGAAGCGUGAAGCCAGCGAUGAUUCGUUGGUCGAGGAAGAAUUGGUUGCAGAAAACGAACGGAACAAAAGGGAUGAUAAUUGUAAUAAUAACCCCAACAGUAAGACAACCUACGACCACAACCCUGCCAGUGAUAAUAAUCAAAGGAACGAACUCAAAACUGAAAACCAUCCAAAUGUGUACAAGAGAGAGUCAAGUGACGAGUCCGAGCGCCGAAAACGGCAAAAAAGCGAACUUGUCGAAAAUCUGAAAGACUCAGGCGAGUUGAUGGUCAGUGGGAACAAGUCACCCUUGGCAAGUUCCGAAAUCACGAAUGAUAAGCGAUCCUCCGAAGAGGAGGAAGAUUACGAGUCGAGGAUCGAGCGCAACAUCCAGAACAAAAUCAACUCGCUGAAGGAAGAAGUGAAGCGGGAAAUCGAAGCUUUGCGGAAGAAGCAAGACGAUGAAGACGACGACGAGGAGGAUUACCAAAGGAAGAAGCGCCAAGUGUACGACACUUUGAUGAACGAAGAAACCGACCAAGUGAACCCGGCCAUGAAUCCAGACAAUGAGCUUAAACCGCUUGUCAGGAAACGGAGACAAGUCGAUGGGGGGAAAAGACUGGAGCGGUCUUCCGACGCUCGCCCGCAGGAGGAGGCCGAGCGGGAGAAAAGUGAAGAAGGGGGUGAAUUGCUGGGGGAUUUUAACGAAGGAGCGGUCGCAAAACGGGAGGUUUACAGUCCGGAUCAGGAAUAUGAUGACGGGUUGUAUGACAGGAAUAAGCGGGAUUAUGACAGUUUUUUUUCUGAUUAUUAUUACAAUAAUCGGGCGAAGAGGCAAAAUCGCUUUGUACCGAUGAGGGGAAAUCGGUGGAGGAGGUUUAGGAGGAGGAUUAAUGAAGAUCAAGGUAUGGGUAAUAGGCCACAACAGCUCAGUGAUAUGUCUGAUUUAGAUCUUUUUGGAGCGUUGCCGAAAAGUUACGAUGGGGAGUUGUCAAGGUAUAAGCGUGUCAAACGGAAAUGAGUUGUAUUUUUUAAUGUAUUUUUUAUUAAAUAUAUCAACUAUUA
Tribolium castaneum (red flour beetle) is the source of this 1835-nucleotide messenger RNA. RefSeq names its product protein MFAP1 homolog. The record is from RefSeq and is a predicted model, not a curated record. The coding region runs from base 103 to 1791 and encodes 562 amino acids. The transcript is spliced from 4 exons. NCBI's taxonomy places the organism in Eukaryota, Metazoa, Arthropoda, Insecta, Coleoptera, Tenebrionidae.